CACUACUUAUGGCAACGAGCCAUUGUCCAAAAAAAACGGCGUAGUGCAAGUCGCUUCAGUUUUGAGCGAUCAAUACAAACAUGAACCGAAAUCAGCAGCCCAACUUUCCGGUCAUUUACGAACUGCUAAAACAGCUUUGCCAGAAUCUUGCCGGAGAUCGAUCACAAGAUGUGCUGAAAGAAGUGACCCGGCUCAUUGCGAACAAACCGAACUCGAUUGCAUACCACGGUAGCACGUCAGUAGCAGCAAAUGAAUCAACGAUAGUGGCGCGUAUCAAUCGCUUGCUUGCCUCUAGAAGCCAAGCUACCGUGAACAUGUUCAAUGGCUUCUACGAGGAGCUGGUAUCAAUGACCGAGAGCAAACAACGGACUCCAAUUUUGGAAUUCCUUUUCCAUCUCGCUGAUUCCGACAAGAGUGCAAGUGCAAGCGGACUUCAGGUAGAUAUGCGCAAUGACGCAGGUUUUGCCGGAACAUUGGACAGUGUGUUUUCGAAGCUUAGCGUAGACUCCGGUAUCAGCGGAAGCCAACGGCUGGUAAAAUCACGAUCCGGUGGUACCGUAUCCGGUUCGACUGGUAGUCUCUGUGACACCAAAGCACUUGCGUCGGAUGAUGCGCAGCUGCAAAUUGCCGAUCGGAGCGAACUGGAAGAUCUGCUGAUACAGGACGUCGUGUAUGCGUGCACGGGCAUUGAGGGAAAAUAUCUUCGUAAGAAUUUUGUUACCGGUGAAUUUAAGUUGGACCACAUCCAUGGGCGCAAUUUGAACGCUUGUGACGCUGGUAUGCUGUUACGUUUGGCCGAGGUUGGAUAUUUCUACUACAAAGUAUGCCGGUUCACAAAUCCCACGAGUGAUUCCUAUUUGAUGGGCAACUUCGGCCAGGGAUACAUAACUGCACUGCAGAAAGAGUUAACCAACUAUUACGGAUUGAUUGCGAAUCUACAGGAGAAUCUGGAUCGUCAGCGACAGACUGGCGAUAGUGCGGAGCGUAUGACACUCAUCCGCACGAUGGUGUGGCUGGUGGAGCCGAUGGAACGCUUGCAGUGGCUAGCAGUUAUCUCAGAAGCUUGCCGUGAGGUAAAAGGAGGAGCUCUCGCAUCCGCGAUUCACAAAUUUAUCUGGCACGGUGAUCCAAUGGUUCGUACCAUCUCGCGGGAACUCUUGCAAUCCGCCUGCAUACCGUUGCAACAGAUGCUUACGCAGUGGCUAACGGACGGUAAGAUCGUUGAUCCGCAUUGUGAGUUCUUCAUCGAAGAGCUGACGGACGUCGGUUACAACCGGCUGUGGCACGAUGAAUUUCGUUUGCGGCCCUCGAUGGUUCCUUCGUUUAUACCGGAUACGCUGGCAAAGCAGAUACUGGUCAUAGGGAAAAGCAUAAAUUUUCUGCGUGAAAUAUGCAAGGACCGUGCACCAGUACCGGAGCGAACGGAUUUGAAGAAAUGUCUAGACGAGCAUCUGGAUUAUCUUUACAGUCCGCACAACAACACGGAGCUGCACGUGCUCAUUGACAGUGUAUAUCUGAAGACGUCCAAACGUGUGCUGGACAUCGUGCUUGGGCCACAUCAUCUGUUCACCCACUUAAAGGCAAUGCGUGACUAUCUGCUGUUAGGGCAGGGUAACUUUGCCGAUGUGCUGAUGGAAAAUUUAAAAGAGGAAUUGGAUCGCCCGGCAAAGGAUAUUUACCAGCAGGAGCUGUUUUCAAUUGUAGCAGCCGCCGUCCGCAAAUCUGCCGAGGAACAGGACGAACCCGCGGUGCUGAACUAUUUAGACGUACACUUUCUUUGCCCUUGCGAGGGUGAUACCGGUUGGGACGUAUUCUGCCUGACGUACAAAGUGCAAGGACCGUUGGUAACAAUUUUCCAGCCAGUGCAGUGCACGUACCGAGCGCUGUUCAAGCAGCUGUGGAACAUGAAGCGAUUCGAGUUCAUUCUGUACGGCAUUUGGCGCAACCAUAUGUUAAGCACGCGAUGCUACAAACCGAUAGCAAACGAUAUCAGCGUGAUAAAGCAACACCUUCAAACGUAUUGCUCGAAGAUGAUCAACAUCAUCUCGCAGAUGCAGUACUACAUACUGUAUGAGGUGAUUGAAUGUUCCUGGGAACAGUUUAGCGCGCGCGUCAAACAGGCCAAGGCGCUUGACGACGUGCUGGAGGCGCACGACAAAUUCCUGGAACGAAUUCGCACCGGUAUCUUCUUGGAGCAGUCGACAAAUCUGUUCAGCAGCUGCCUGGAGCAGAUAUUCACCUCCGUGCGCAAGUUAGACGAGUGGCAGAUGAAUUUUUACAAGCUGUGCAAUCGGGAAAUGGACGCAAGGAAAGCGUUCGAGGAGUACAUCAAGUCAAGCGAAGCGAAGGGAACGUACGGUGUUAAUGCCGAGCGAGCGCUAGAACGGGACGAAGAACUGCAGGACUUCGAAGUCAAGCUGAUACAGUGUCAGAAAGCGUUGAUUGCGAUCGGAGUGGAGUAUGAAAACUCGGUGCGCCAUUUCUUGUAUCAGCUAGCCACGUCACCGAUGGAAUCGUUACCGCAGUUAUGCAUGCGGUUGGAUUAUAACGAAUAUUAUAAGCAUCGGGACGAGCGGUUAAGCGUACCACUCACGUUUCAGCAUAUGCGCAAAAGUUUGGCCAACAACUUUAGCCGCAAAUGAUCCAGCGAGUUGUGCCAGGAAUGUUCAGACAAAGAAAAACCAUCAGCAGCUGAACCGCUGGUCCAAUCCGAGCUGCAGGUUGUGAAACCGAUUCGAAAGCAGGUGCUGGAUUUGCUUAUCCAUAAUCGUUCUACGUGGGUAACGAACUAUAAUUGCUGCGAUGUUAUGUAGGUUUUACUGAGCAAUGGUAUUUCUGUUUCGUUUUGUAAGAAUGCAGUACCAAUGCUGUGCCAAUUUGUUUCAUUUUCUCCGUUUGUCGUUACAAGAUUGAAACAUAAUAAAUAAGGGCGUUCUGGUAAAUUUUAUACACGCGUUUGACUGCAUAGUAAAACAAUAUUGAUACACUUCA
Molecule: messenger RNA, 2991 nt
Organism: Anopheles funestus (African malaria mosquito)
Lineage: Eukaryota; Metazoa; Arthropoda; Insecta; Diptera; Culicidae
Gene: Grip91
Product: gamma-tubulin complex component 3
Exons: 3
Coding region: 81-2642 (853 amino acids)
Biological process (GO): cytoplasmic microtubule organization; mitotic cell cycle; microtubule nucleation
Cellular component (GO): equatorial microtubule organizing center; spindle pole; gamma-tubulin small complex
Molecular function (GO): gamma-tubulin binding; microtubule minus-end binding
Source: RefSeq, a predicted model, not a curated record